Molecule: messenger RNA, 3171 nt
Organism: Penicillium brasilianum
Lineage: Eukaryota; Fungi; Ascomycota; Eurotiomycetes; Eurotiales; Aspergillaceae
Source: the annotation of a GenBank genome assembly
UGGAGAGAUGAUGUGAGGUACACUUCGCGCAGUAUGGUCGAUUCCAAGUUAUCCUUCUUCCCAAAAGCGGAUGGAGCAAUCUUGAGAUCAAAACCCCACUCACGGCCACAUUCCUAUCCACAGACCGUUGGCCCGAUCCUCGAUCGAGACAACUUCGAUCGCCCGAUCGAUCCCUGGUCUCUGGACAUCAAAUCAACAUACUAUCCAGAUACAGAGGAUAUAUAUGCACCUUCUGUGGUUCCGGAGAAGCCCCCUGAUUUCGCAGAACAAUAUCUGCGUGCGUUCCUGGCGGAGAAUGAGAGACUUAGACUCUCCGUGCUUUGGUAUUAUACGCGUGAUAUCUUGAAAGAAGAUGAGUUCUUGGCGGGGCUUCAAGAGAAAGCCCAGUUAGCGCAGGAAUCGGUCGGUUGGGAGUUUGCAGUGAUUGGGAUUUUGGAUGUCGAUGUUUACAUUCGGUUGGCUACCGUAGGCCUGGAGUUGGGCGUGUUGCCUCGUGGGGAGACGCUUUGUGCUCAUACGGUUACGCAACCUCCCGGUGAUGUUUUCCUCUUACCCAAUCUUAUGGAAGACUGGAGGUUUCGACAAUGUCCUUAUCUCGAAAGGGGAGGGCUUUAUGCGUAUGCCGGAGUGCCGCUGCGCCUGAAAACCGAGUCCGGGCAUACUGUUGGACUCGGAUCACUUUGUGUGGCCUCAAGCAAGAGCGAAGAACCUCUGACCAAAGCGCAGCAUCAGGCACUUGUUCGUCUGGGUGAUUGGGUUGUUUCCGAUCUCGUGCAAUGUACGAGAGCGAGACGACAACGAGAAAGACAUCGAAUGUCUGAACUUCUUGCCAAAGCGAAAAAAGAGACGAACAAAGCAGCGACUGCCGAGCCGGUCUUCGAAAUAUUGAAAACUAUCUAUCCUGAGGCAAUCAUUCGUCUGCAGCCAUCGAGAUCGAGCCAUGUCGAGUUCGAGGGAUGUGAUCCGAUUCCAAUAACUGAUUUGAAAGACGGUCUGUGGGAAGACGUUCAAUUUAUUGACGAAUUCAUCACCAAUUCAAAUCACCUCCCGACCCCAUCCGAUAAACCAGUUCGCAUCGUGGCAGUCCCAUGCGAAAGUACAUCAGGAUCAUCACUACUCAUCGUGGCAACGCGAGACUUCCACCUGAUCUUUGACGACGCCGAUGCAUGGUUCAUUCAAGCCUGUGCAGAUAUUAUGUCCCAGAAAUGGCGCAAAAGUCUUUUGGCAGAAGCAAUGAUAGCCAAAGAAAAGUUUCUCCGAGCAUUUUCUCACCAACUACGAACGCCAGUCCAUGGAAUCCUCGCCGCAGUCGAACUCCUGACGGAGGAAAUGAAGUCAAAUAGUUGGGGUGAAAUCACGAACUCACUUUCGACAAUCAAGAAAUUGAAUCUCGAGUCGGAGAUUAAUCCACCUGAGCCUUUUACGUACCUCAAUAUCAUCAAGAUGGCGGGUCGUGAUCUCACUUCGAUUAUCAAUAAUUUGAUUGCCCUGAACAAGUGGUCAGAUAUUGCCAUGGCAAACAGGCAUUACUCUAUGCAUACGCUGGACGAGCUGGAGACGGAGAUUGUAAAUGAAAUCAACAAGUUUACGGUGGGGGAUACGCGGUAUAAGUGUUCAAUCUUCUUUGCCCAGAACUCGUCGCCGGACUGUGGCAAGUUUUCCAUUGAUCUUGGGGUUCUUCGAGAUACGCUGCUCCCAUUGGUGGUCAAUUCGAUUCAACAGACGCCACAAGGAGUCGUGUCUGUUACAGUAUCGAUUCAGCCGGACCUCAAACAACUUGUUGUCGACGUGGAAGAUACGGGACGAGGAAUUCAUCCUGAUGAUCAACAGCGAAUUUUCGAGGCCUAUGAGAAGGUUGACCUGCACUCGUCGGGUGCUGGAUUGGGUCUUACACUCGCUACGAAAUUCGCAUCACUCAUUCACGGCUCCAUUGAGUUGGUUUCCUCGGAGAUUGGUCGCGGUUCCCAUUUCCGCGCUACGUUCCGCGAGGUGGAGUUUGAUUUCUCGUCUCAACCGCCGCAGCCUCUAUCUAUGAAGUUUGAUAGCCUGCCUUCACGUUUCUUCAAAGAGCCCGUCGACUCUGAUUCCUUAUCACUGGGCGAUCACUUUACGUCGUUCUUACUUCGCAAUGGAUACACUUGCUCUGACACCGUAGAGGAUUGCUUGGUCAUUGUUGAGACUGGAUCUGACCCGGAACAACACCGAGCAUGCCUGUCUCAGACUUCACCCGAGCAAGUCGCCAUCUGCCUUGUCCCGAUCUCAGAGGAGAAAAACUACCUCCAGCAGCCCGAUGACAAUCUUAUCUACGUCAAUGGACCUUUCCGGACCUCAACAUUCUAUUCAGCUCUUGAACGAGCUCACACCUAUCUCAAGAAGCAAUCUUCCAAGCAACAUCGACAACAACUCGACACUCUUGACAAACCCAUUAUCAUGCCUGCAACGACCCAGAAAAACUCAACCACAGAAGAGUACCCCAAUACACAUCCACCGACUGUCAUAUCAAAUCAACCCAUCGCGACCGCCACUAUUCCCCCUGCCUCCCAACCAGACGCCCCAGUUUCCCUCGAUCUAAAUAUGACCGCCCUAAUACUCACACCACCCGAAACCCCCCCUCGACCCGUCACUCUAAUAGUAGACGACAACGCCGUCAACCUCCGCGUAAUGGAAACCUACUGUACAAAACGAGGCCUGCCAUACCUCUCCGCCAUGAACGGCCGCCAAGCCACCGAACUAUUCUCUCAACGCCAGACUCAAUGCCCCGAAGAAGAAGACCCCCCAAUCCAACUCAUCUUCAUGGACCUUCAAAUGCCAGUUUUUGGUGGCAUCGAAGCCACGCAGCAGAUCCGAGCGCUGGAACAGCGACAUAAAUGGAAAAAGAGUUUCUUGUUCGUUAUGACUGGCCAGGAUAGUCCGGCAGAUCGGAAGGCCGCAGAGGAGGCAGGGGCCGAUGAGUAUUUUGUGAAGCCGGUUAUUCCUAAGCAAUUGGAUCGGGUUGUGAAACAGUACUUUCCGGCUUUUGACAAAGGCUAGGCUUGGCCAGGCACAAUCACGAUACAUAUUUACUAACUGCAACAAAAUCGCCAGGCUUGGCGUUGAGAUUGUUUCGCUCACCCCGAUAUAAGAGCAAUGUCCGAAACACACACGAAUCGGAUUCUAUUUUCAUCAGUAUUG